CAUACAACAAGGAAAUUCAUAUUCCGUAAGCUCGUGUGCGUAUUUGUUAAAAUGAUGAACAUAACAUUAAGGAAAAAUAGCUCAUCGAGUCUAAUGACCAAGAAACUACCGCCGGAUACUUGCAAUAGGCCAACUCGUGUAUUUCCAUCAUUGAAUCGUGAAAGCCAAUAGCGUGAGCAUCGAGCUAAAGAUCUGGCCACCGCAUCCCCUGGCUCACGGCUCAGCGUCCCCACUCUCCGGGACAGACGUCGUCGACGUUUGCUGGGCCCCGUCGGCUCCUUGGCAGUCUGGUCGCGAGUGCGCACGCGCACGGAACGACUUGAGCGCAAAUCGCGCGUUCUAUCCCGUUGCCGAUUCCCACUGCUGCCGAUUACGGGCUGAGCCACCGUCGCAAUGAAAGGCGCACUGAGCCCCAUGUGGAGGGUCGCGCGCAGGACCCUGCAGGUUCGGGACCUGCACCUAGGGUCGGCGCUGUACCAGGGCCACCUGCCGCUGAGCUUCCUCACGGAGGACGAGCAGAUGAUGAAGGCCACGGUCGCGAAGCUCGCCCGCGAGGAGAUCCAGCCCCUGGUGCGCAAGAUGGAGAAGGAGAACAGGAUCGACAGGGGCCUCCUGCGGAAGCUCUUCGAGAACGGCCUCAUGGGGUUGGAGGUGCCCGUGGAGUACGAGGGGACGGGAUGCAGCUUCCUCACAACCAUCCUCGCCGUGGAAGAAGUUUCCAAGGUCGACGGGGCCGUAGGCGCCCUGGUUGAUGUUCAUAAUACUCUUGUCAACUCACUUAUUAAAAAGGUAGCAAACGAGGAGCAGAAGAAGAAGUACCUGCCGAAAUUAUCGAACGAAUACGCGGGAAGUUUUUGUCUGACGGAGCCGAGCUCUGGUUCGGACGCUUUCGGUUUGAAGACCAUUGCCAAGAAGGACGGCUCGGACUAUAUCAUUAAUGGCUCAAAAAUGUGGAUUACGAAUUCCGAUAUCGCAGGCGUAUUCUUGGUGUUCGCUAACGCUGAUCCUUCGGCCGGCUAUCGAGGUAUCACCACUUUCUUCGUGGAGCGCGAGAUGUCCGGCCUUACCGUUGCCAAGCCCGAGGAUAAACUAGGUAUCAAAGCGUCCGGCACCUGCAUGGUGCACUUUGAGAAUGUGCGUGUACCGGAAAGCAACAUCCUUGGGGAGUUCGGCAAAGGCUAUCAGUACGCGGCUGGUUUCCUUAAUGAGGGUCGUGUCGGCAUCGGUGCACAGAUGAUCGGCAUCGCCCAGGGCGCUCUUGACGCAACGAUACCCUAUACCCUUGAGAGAAAGCAAUUCGGCAAGCAGAUAUUCGAGUUCCAGUCAAUGCAACACCAAAUUGCACACGCAGUGACAGAAGUGGAAUGUGCGAGGCUUCUAGUGUAUAACGCAGCGAGACUCGUGGAAGCGAAAAAGGAUGUGAAGAAGGAGGCGGCUAUGGCAAAGUACUACGCCUCGGAAGUGGCUCAACGGGUUACAUCCAAAUGCGUUGAUUUUAUGGGCGGCGUUGGAUUCACUACCGACUAUCCGCAAGAAAAGUUUUAUCGGGAUAGUAAAAUCGGUACAAUUUACGAGGGUACAAGCAAUAUGCAACUCUCGACCAUUGCUAAGGCCAUUAAAAAGGAAUACACCUAAGGAGAUUGAAAAUUACACAACUCAUUUAUUUUGCGUUUACCAUGUCUUUUUCUUUUUUUUCUUUUUUAUUUUGAUAUGUUUUUAGAUGUAUAAAAGUGCGUUAUUUUAUUUAGAAUUAU
Ceratosolen solmsi marchali is the source of this 1754-nucleotide messenger RNA. RefSeq names its product short/branched chain specific acyl-CoA dehydrogenase, mitochondrial. The record is from RefSeq and is a predicted model, not a curated record. The transcript has 5 exons. Gene Ontology annotation, molecular function: acyl-CoA dehydrogenase activity; flavin adenine dinucleotide binding. Bases 394 to 1635 code for a protein of 413 amino acids. Lineage: Eukaryota; Metazoa; Arthropoda; Insecta; Hymenoptera; Agaonidae. Gene Ontology annotation, cellular component: mitochondrion.